AUGGCACCCAAAUCAUCAUCGUCAUCAUCUUCCUCUGGAGCGACUUCGUCAACCUCCUCCACAUACUGCCUCGUCCCGAAUUUGCGCGCCAUGGACCAGAGCAGCGCUUACGCCUGGGUCCGGCCCAUCGUCAUCGAGGACGAGGAUCUCAUGUUUGGCGGCAAGUCGCUGAGCACGCUCUACGAGGAGGAGCGUCGGCGCCAGAGCACCGGCGGAGGCAGCGUCGCCGGCAACAGCAGCGACGAGGAGCAGCAGCACGAGGAGGAGGAGAGGCGCGGUCGCGAACGGGUGCGACGCCACUACAGCCCGCCUACCAAGUCGCACCGCAAAUAA
Akanthomyces muscarius is the source of this 333-nucleotide messenger RNA. RefSeq lists its product as uncharacterized. Bases 1 to 333 code for a protein of 110 amino acids. NCBI's taxonomy places the organism in Eukaryota, Fungi, Ascomycota, Sordariomycetes, Hypocreales, Cordycipitaceae. The transcript has a single exon. The record is from RefSeq and is a predicted model, not a curated record.